Molecule: messenger RNA, 840 nt
Organism: Panicum virgatum (switchgrass)
Lineage: Eukaryota; Viridiplantae; Streptophyta; Magnoliopsida; Poales; Poaceae
Exons: 3
Coding region: 15-659 (214 amino acids)
Source: RefSeq, a predicted model, not a curated record
CAGGGCUGGCAAACAUGAAGCAGGUAUUCAUCAGCGUCGCGCUUGCCGUGCUAGUGGCGGCGGCGGCCGACGAUGCGCUCCAGGUCCAGUACAGGAGGCACCAUCGGCGCCACCAACCAUCCCCACCCUCGCCGCCUCGAGCACCACCCACGCCGCCGCCCACCACCAACAUGAACAACAACCCUUUGUGUAACCGUACAUUAUCUCCGGAGGAGGAGAGCUUGGGGUCGCGGGCGGAGUGCCCUCGCACGCCCCCGCUGCCGCGUCCCUUGGAGCCCCCGUGCUCCUGCCGCACUAGAGCCUUGCCGACCGAGUGCGCGAUGCCCCUGGCGGGCCUGAUGGCCUGCGUGCCCUUCAUCACAGGUACCCAGGACCAAACCCCCACGCCGCAGAGCCAGUGUUGCGCCGGGCUCGGGGCCUUCUUCAACAGCUCGUCGACCCUGCGCUGCCUGUGCCCGGUGAUCCUGGGAGACGUCAGCAAGAUGCUGCCCAAGCCAGUUGAUCCCAUUCGACUUAACCGGGCACCCAGCCCCAGCGGUAGUAGAAAAUUUCUCUCAGCUCUGGGAAGACAAGUCGUCGUCUCCUGCAGCUCUGUCGUCACCGUGAUAUAUAUAUCAUGCAUUCAUCGUGCAGCUCAUGAUAUAUAUACUCCAAAUUAAAGUUGAGGAAAAUGCCUCGUACGUGCAGUAGUAUCUGAUCCAUAUGUGUCAGCAUGCACUUCAGAAAUGAACCAUUAGGGUUUGAUCCAUGUAAGCUAAGAGCAUGUUCUUAAAUUUAAAGGGCACAAUGGCCAAAGACAAGGACUCUACUUAUCAUUCAAUUAAUAAUCAAGUCAUUAUA